AACGUCUACAAAUUAGACGUUUUGAAAAACGUCUAAAAACACGAUUAUUAUGUAUUGACUAUUCAUUGAAUAGUUUGUUAUUCAUUGAAGACAAGCGUUGAACCAAUUGUUGAGACUAUUUGUUGAUUGGAUUUUCGGUGAAAGUCUUAAGUAAUGGAAAUGACGACAAAGAUUGACAACUGGGAUGAGUCGCUCGGCAUAAAUGACUUCAAUACUGACGAUAAGCCAAAAGCCGCCGAAGAAAACCAAUUGACAACAAAAAUUGAAAACAUAAACCUAUCGGCCGGUGAUUCGUCGGCAUCAGUAUCGACAACAAACGGGACAACAACUGAAUUGACUGCUGAUGAAAAUGUUUCAACGGCCGACUUGUCUUAUAUGAGAAAAGUGUUGAGAAAUAAAUUACUUCACACGAAAAACAACGUUGAGGUUCACCGAAGUAAACCCGAUAAUCCUUUAUAUUCGGUUAAGUCGUUUGAAGAGCUGAGACUACCCGAAGAGCUUCUUAAAGGUCUCUACGAUAUGGGAUUCUCUGCGCCGUCAAAAAUCCAAGAGACAGCACUUCCUUUACUAUUAGCCAAUCCACCAAUCAAUUUGAUAGCACAGUCACAAUCUGGUACCGGAAAAACGGCUGCAUUUGUAUUGGCCAGUCUUUGCCGGGUAGAACCAGCUGAACGCACUCCUCAAGUAAUCGUAAUGUCACCAACCUAUGAACUCGCCAUUCAAACGGGCGAAGUGGCCAAACAAAUGGCUAAACAUAUACCACAGAUUACAUUUAGAUUUGGUGUCAGAGGAGAGAAUAUUCAAAGAGGCGAGCAAAUAGCAGAUCACGUUAUAAUAGGAACGCCCGGAAAACUAAUGGAUUGGAUAAUUAAAUUCAAAGCAUUUGAUGUUAAGAAAGUUAAAGUGUUUAUCUUAGACGAAGCGGAUGUUAUGAUUGACACUCAGGGACACCGACACCAGUCUAUUCGUAUUCAGAGAUCAUUACCAGAGACCUGUCAAAUGAUGUUAUUUUCUGCUACUUAUGACAAACCAGUGAUGGAUUUCGCCGAACAGGUCAUUAAGGAGCCGGUGAUAAUCAAAUUGAAACGAGAAGAGGAGAGUCUUGAAAACAUAAAUCAAUAUUAUGUUUAUUGUAAUAAUGAAAUUGAAAAAUACAAUGCUUUGGCCAAUAUAUUUGGUACUAUAUCUAUGGGACAGGCAUUCAUUUUCUGUCACACUAAGGCAUCGGCCGCUCGAUUAGCACAACAGUUACGAAAAGAUGGUCACUCAGUUGGCUUAAUAUCUGGCGAAUUGUCAGUAGAAGAGCGAACACUGGCUUUACAGCGAUUCCGUGAAGGACAAGAACGUGUACUAAUUGCCACAAAUGUAAUGGCAAGAGGUAUUGAUGUCGAACAGGUGACAGUUGUGGUCAACUAUGAUUUGCCAAUAAAUGUUGAAACCAGAGAAGUAGACAAAGAGACGUAUUUGCAUAGAAUUGGUCGAACGGGACGUUUCGGUAAAGAAGGAUUGGCCAUCAAUUUUGUUGAUUCGCCGAAAACGUUUGGCUUUAUAACCGAUUUAGAGAUACAUUUUGGCCGAAAGAUAUUGAAAUUAGACGCCACAGACAUCGAUGAAAUUGAGAAAAUAAAUCAAGAAUAAAAUAAAUGAAUAUCUUUUGUAUUAUUCAAUAAACUAUUUGUUUGUAUGACUU
Messenger RNA from Oppia nitens, 1690 nucleotides. RefSeq names its product ATP-dependent RNA helicase DDX19A-like (gene Dbp80). The transcript has 7 exons. The coding region runs from base 154 to 1638 and encodes 494 amino acids. Gene Ontology annotation, molecular function: RNA helicase activity; RNA binding; ATP binding. Gene Ontology annotation, biological process: poly(A)+ mRNA export from nucleus. NCBI's taxonomy places the organism in Eukaryota, Metazoa, Arthropoda, Arachnida, Sarcoptiformes, Oppiidae. The record is from RefSeq and is a predicted model, not a curated record. Gene Ontology annotation, cellular component: nucleus; cytoplasmic stress granule.